AAGACCUGAAGGUGGCAGUAAUGAGCUGUGGCUAGCAAAAUUUUACAGAAGACGAAAUCAGGAAAACGACUUGGUUACGCGUUUAGCUUUUUGUUUUUGUCAAUUGACAACUGAUAGAGUGUGUUCAUCUUAGAAGAUGUCUAAAAGACAUCGCUUGGACUUGGGCGAUGAUUACUCUUCCAAUAAGAAGAGGUCUGACGGGAGGGAUCGAGAUCGGGACAGGGAUCGUGAGGACCGCUCCAGGGAUAGGGACCGGGACAGAGACAGGGAUAGAGACUCCAAGCCUUCUGCUGCAGUCUCCAACAGCACAGCACCUGUGGCCAGCUUACCCACUCUUAAGCAGAUGCCAAUGCAUCAGCAGAUCAACCCUUUCACCAACCUGCCACACACACCGCGUUUCUAUGAGAUCUUAAAGAAGAGGUUACAGCUUCCUGUGUGGGAGUAUAAGGAGAGCUUCACCAACAUCAUCACACGUCAGCAAAGCUUUGUCCUUGUAGGAGAGACAGGCUCUGGGAAAACCACACAGAUCCCACAGUGGUGUGUGGACAUGGUUAGAGGUUUGCCUGGUCCCAAGCGAGCUGUAGCCUGUACUCAGCCAAGGCGAGUGGCUGCCAUGAGCGUCGCUCAAAGGGUGGCAGAUGAAAUGGAUGUCAUGCUUGGACAAGAAGUCGGCUAUUCCAUCAGAUUUGAGGAUUGCAGCUCUGCUAAAACAAUCCUAAAGUACAUGACAGACGGUAUGUUACUGAGAGAAGCUAUGAACGACCCUCUGCUGGAGCGAUACGGUGUGAUCAUUCUGGACGAGGCCCACGAGCGAACUCUAGCUACAGAUAUCCUGAUGGGAGUGUUGAAAGAAGUGGUCCGUCAAAGAUCUGACCUGAAGGUGAUUGUCAUGAGCGCCACUCUGGAUGCUGGGAAGUUCCAAGUAUACUUUGACAACUGUCCUCUGCUAACAAUUCCUGGACGCACACAUCCUGUAGAGAUCUUUUAUACCCCUGAGCCAGAGCGGGACUACCUUGAGGCGGCGAUCCGCACAGUCAUUCAGAUUCACAUGUGCGAGGAAGAGGAAGGCGACUGCCUUUUGUUUCUCACAGGUCAAGAGGAAAUAGACGAGGCUUGCAAGAGGAUCAAACGUGAGGUUGAUGACCUGGGUCCUGAAGUCGGGGACAUCAAAAUCAUUCCGCUGUAUUCCACGCUGCCUCCUCAGCAGCAGCAAAGGAUCUUUGAGCCGCCUCCUCCAAGGAAACCCAACGGUGCCAUUGGCAGAAAGGUCGUAGUGUCAACAAACAUCGCUGAGACUUCUUUAACAAUUGAUGGAGUGGUUUUUGUAAUCGAUCCUGGAUUUGCCAAACAGAAGGUGUACAAUCCUCGGAUCAGAGUGGAGUCUUUGCUGGUCACAGCCAUCAGUAAAGCUUCUGCCCAGCAGAGGGCGGGUCGCGCCGGCAGAACACGACCAGGGAAAUGCUUCCGUCUCUACACGGAGAAAGCCUACAAAACUGAGAUGCAGGAUAACACAUACCCCGAGAUUCUUCGGUCCAAUUUGGGUUCCGUGGUGCUGCAGCUGAAAAAGCUGGGCAUUGAUGACCUUGUUCACUUUGACUUCAUGGAUCCACCAGCUCCAGAGACCCUCAUGAGAGCUCUUGAACUGCUGAACUAUCUGGCCGCUCUCAACGAUGACGGAGACCUCACCGAGCUGGGCUCCAUGAUGGCGGAGUUUCCACUGGAUCCUCAGCUAGCAAAGAUGGUCAUUGCGAGCUGCGAGUUUAACUGCUCCAACGAAAUUCUUUCCAUCACCGCCAUGCUGUCAGUCCCACAGUGCUUUGUCCGUCCUACGGAGGCUAAGAAGGCAGCUGACGAAUCCAAGAUGAGGUUUGCUCACAUUGAUGGAGACCACUUGACGAUGCUCAAUGUCUACCAUGCCUUCAAACAAAACCAUGAGUCUAACCAGUGGUGCUAUGACAACUUUGUCAACUACCGCUCACUGAUGUCUGCUGACAACGUGCGUCAGCAGCUGUCGAGGAUUAUGGACCGCUUUAACCUGCCCAGGCGGAGCACAGAGUUCACCAGCAGAGAUUACUACAUCAACAUCCGGCGUGCUCUCUGCACUGGCUUCUUCAUGCAGGUGGCUCAUUUGGAACGCACAGGACAUUACCUCACAGUCAAAGACAACCAGGUGGUUCAGCUGCACCCGUCCACUGUCCUGGACCACAAGCCAGAGUGGGUGCUCUACAAUGAGUUUGUCCUCACGACCAAGAACUACAUCCGAACGUGCACAGACAUCAAACCAGAGUGGCUGGUGAAGAUUGCACCCCAGUACUACGAUAUGAGCAACUUUCCACAAUGUGAAGCUAAGAGGCAACUGGAGCGAAUUAUUGCCAAAUUGGAGAGCAAAGAAUAUUCUCAGUACUGAACAAUAGAACAUCCAUGUCCUGGAAAACAGCUGCAUUCUAUAGUUUUAGAUUUUUCUGUAUCAUUGUAUCUUGAUGUUUAAAGUUGGCUUUUUGAUUUUUAUAACUGCUUAUUUUGCUUAUUUCCCCCCUCAUCGUUGUCGGUUAUGUAGGAGUGAUAUCAGCAACUAUUGUUAAUCUUGGCUAUGAUCAUUUUCAAAAAAAAUGUCAAAUUUAGAUGUGGCUGUGUUCAUUUUUAGGAGAUCUGGAGCCAUAACAAAGACCUGUGCUUGCUUUUCUUUAAUAAAGGAGCUUUGACCUAAA
Molecule: messenger RNA, 2708 nt
Organism: Oryzias latipes (Japanese medaka)
Lineage: Eukaryota; Metazoa; Chordata; Actinopteri; Beloniformes; Adrianichthyidae
Product: ATP-dependent RNA helicase DHX15
Cellular component (GO): spliceosomal complex; intracellular anatomical structure
Molecular function (GO): RNA binding; ATP binding; RNA helicase activity
Source: RefSeq, a predicted model, not a curated record